AUGUCUUCCAAGCAUGCCUGGAAAGUCGAGUUGAUACCGUGGGAUUAUACCUCCGAGGAGCAUGUCACCCGCAUGUACGACCAGCGCGUGGCUUAUGGUUGGAGAGCCGUCGAGGUUCCAUCAUGGGCUGAGUCUGCCAAGAAAGGGGGAAGAAUUACCCAAAGGCACGACGGGCCCUCUCAUGCUUUGAGUGUACUUGAGUAUGUUGACGAAUCAUCUCCGCUCCGUGAUACGGCCCCAGAGAUCCGCCUGGUCCAGCGGAAGCCAAGCAACAAGCGAUUCAUUCCCAUUGGGCAUGUGGCCCUUGAUGUCCACUCACCCGAGGAAGAUGCGAAAUUCGGCCUACCGCCGCGGGAAGUGGUGUGGGUACAUUCGCUCUAUAUUUCAUACCAACUCCACAACGGCGGAUUCGGCGCAGCCACCAUGGACAGCCUCGAGGCCCUUGCAGCAAAGGAACCGAUUAACGCCAAAUAUAUAGUCCUAGAUACUCUUUCUAAAGAUGCUAAGAUCCCCGAUGAUGUCCUCAAGGCUCUAUAUGCGGAUAGGGGUCUUCCAGAACGAAAGGUCUCGAAUGAGGACUGGUAUACACGACGCGGUUAUAAGCGAUUUCAUGUUGAGGAGAAGGCUGCUGUACACAUACAUGAGGACGGUCACACCACUAACCUUGAUCUUGCUUAUUUGAGCAAGCGGAUUGAUUGA
Molecule: messenger RNA, 699 nt
Organism: Pseudomassariella vexata
Lineage: Eukaryota; Fungi; Ascomycota; Sordariomycetes; Amphisphaeriales; Pseudomassariaceae
Exons: 4
Coding region: 1-699 (232 amino acids)
Source: RefSeq, a predicted model, not a curated record